GGGUUUGAAGGUAAGUGGUAAGAAAAAAGUUCCUGAAAGCAGUAUGACAGAGUUCUGGGGAAAAAAAUUGAAAAAAAUCACAUUUGAAGAGUGGGAGAUUUGAAUGCUGAUUCCACAAAGGCAGUGCUGGAUGCCAUACUGGAAGCAGAGAGUGAUUGCUGCCCACCACCCUCGCUGGUGCCGAGGGAAGAUGUGGAGUCCAUGGAGAGUGAAGUACAGAAUGACAUGAAGCCAGUGUUUGCAUUGUUGGUUCCUCUUACACCCAACGAAGAACCUAUGGUAUCCUCUGUGGGAUGUGCCUACGAUAAUACAAGGUGGAUUGAAAAUACUGGUGAGAGCUGUGGCAUUUCGUUUGAAGAAUCUGUUAAUCAAGGAGAAGUCAUUGAUGAGCAGGGGAUAGGCGCAGAGGGGUCGUCACACGUCUCCAUGUGUGGUGGUCUAACCCAAAGAUUACUGUCUCAAGAGGAUGACUCGUUCAGCACAAGAUACAAUUGUAGUUUGGAGGUAAAAGAAGUUCAUGAAUUUAGCUGUAGUUUCUGUCUACAGCGAUUUCCAUCAAAAUAUUCCCUCUUAAUGCAUGUAUUUAUCCACAUAGAUGGUGUGCAGCCACCUAAACAUAUUUGUAAGUCAUGUGGUGAGGUAUUUCCCAGUAAUGACAGCUUGAACAAACAUUUGAAAAUGAGUGAAGGUGAUGAAGUUUUACCUGCUGAUAAUAAGACAUUUGACAGCUGUGAUGACCAUGAAAACAUCUUCUUGAAAGGUGAUAGAAAACUUUCUAUCAUGGUGCAGACGGAGAAGCAAUCUUCAUCCAAGGAAUGUUGGAAAAGUUCAAAGAAAUCCUUUAAUGACACACAUCACAUUCAGACUGUGACAUGUGUUGCAGAGAAACCGGACUGACAUGAUCAUUCCGCAACUUCAUCUACAACAGGUAAUGUCAAUGCCAACAGUGUUUUAAUUACUCCAGAGAAAACACAUAAAUGUGAUGGUUGUGAAAAGUCUUAUACUCAGUUGGGCAAGCUAAGGAACCACACAUUAAUAAACACUGGGAUGAAACCCGAAAAAUGUGGUAUCUGCGACAAAACUCUUACAUUGUCGUUUGGUCUCAAGAGGCAAUCACUGAUACACACUAGAGAGAGACCACAUAAAUGUGAUGCUUGUAGCAAAUCUUUUACACGGUUAGAACAUCUUAAGAGGCACUUACUAAUACACAUUGGUGAGAGACCCCACAAAUGUGACAUUUGUGGUAUGUCUUUUACUCAGUUGGAUUACCUCAAGAGCCAUGCAUUGAAACAUACUGGAGAGAGACCUUACAAAUGUGAUACAUGCGGAAAAUCUUUUACUCGCUUGGAACAUCUCAAGGGCCAUGCAUUAAUACACAGUGGAAAAAAGGAUC
Messenger RNA from Schistocerca cancellata (South American locust), 1393 nucleotides. Its product is annotated as zinc finger protein 354A-like. The record is from RefSeq and is a predicted model, not a curated record. Gene Ontology annotation, biological process: regulation of transcription by RNA polymerase II. Gene Ontology annotation, cellular component: nucleus. Bases 202 to 897 code for a protein of 231 amino acids. Gene Ontology annotation, molecular function: RNA polymerase II cis-regulatory region sequence-specific DNA binding; DNA-binding transcription factor activity, RNA polymerase II-specific. The transcript has 5 exons. Lineage: Eukaryota; Metazoa; Arthropoda; Insecta; Orthoptera; Acrididae.